Messenger RNA from Juglans regia (Persian walnut), 1296 nucleotides. Its product is annotated as exopolygalacturonase-like. Gene Ontology annotation, molecular function: polygalacturonase activity. The coding region runs from base 1 to 1296 and encodes 431 amino acids. The record is from RefSeq and is a predicted model, not a curated record. NCBI's taxonomy places the organism in Eukaryota, Viridiplantae, Streptophyta, Magnoliopsida, Fagales, Juglandaceae. The transcript is spliced from 5 exons. Gene Ontology annotation, biological process: carbohydrate metabolic process.
AUGGCAGACAAUAAUGCAGCAGGAAACUGGGCUUGCGUGCACGCCACCAUUCUGAUUUUGUGCUUUGCAAUUGCCUGCUGCUGCGAGGCAAAGGGCAUGUCGCAUGCACUUGUUGAUACUCUCCUGAGUGCUAACUUACGUCGGAUUACUUAUGACAUUCGGCCUGGUCUUAACUAUGAGAGAGUCUUCAACGUAUUACACUUCGGUGCCAAUCCUGAUGGUCGAAAAGAUAGCACCCAGCCGUUCAAAAGAGCAUGGCGUGCUGCAUGCGGCUUCAAGGGAAGGUCGAGGCUACUCAUCCCCGGAGGGGCUUUCUUACUAUCUGAGAUUGUGUUUGCAGGGCCAUGCAGCGGCCCAUCUCCCACAAUAGUUCAAGUUAUAGGGACAUUAAAAGCAACCACGGAUAUCAGAGAAUACUCUUCCUCUGAAUGGGUCUUGUUCCAAUCCAUCAAUGGCUUGGUAAUUACAGGAAGUGGGACUUUUGAUGGGCAGGGUGGUGCUGUUUGGAAAUACGACUGUAAGGGUAACAAAAACUGCGUCCAACUUCCAUCUAACAUUAAGUUCAACAAGGUCACCAAUGGAGUCCUGCAGGGCAUCACUUCCCUUAAUAGCAAAGGGGUUCACGUAUUCAUCACUCAAUGCGAGGACAUCAGGGUACGAAACAUUCGUGUAAUUGCCCCCGGAGAUAGCCCCAACACUGAUGGCAUCCAUGUUAGCCAUUCCAACAACGUGCGAAUUAAUGAAACCAUCAUCAUGACUGGGGAUGAUUGCGUCUCUAUGAUCCAGGGAGCCACUAACGUCGCAAUCACCAAAUUAACCUGUGGACCUGGUCAUGGCAUUAGUGUGGGUAGCCUCGGCAAGUACCGUCACGAGGAGGAUGUGAGAGGCAUCGUUGUGAAAAAUUGCACCUUGACUGGCACAGAUAAUGGGGUUAGAAUCAAAACAUGGCCAGGAUCUGAUUCAAGUUCAGCGUCUGGCAUGCUUUUCCAGGACAUCAUUAUGAACAAUGUCAAGAACCCCAUCAUUAUAGACCAGCGAUACUGCGAAAGAUCAAGCAAAUGCAAGAAAGCGCCAUCGCGUGUAAAGAUCAGCAACGUUUAUUACAUAAACAUUAAGGGAACCUCAAGCUCAGCAGUGGCAGUAAAUCUGAUGUGCAGCAAGCAGUUUCCUUGCCAAGAUGUUCACUUCUACAACAUCGAUUUGAGGUAUCAGAGGAAGGGAAUGGGUGCCACUGCUACAUGUACCAAUGCAGUAGUAAGGUAUGGUGGAAGACAAAACCCACCACCUUGCAAAUAG